Molecule: messenger RNA, 1815 nt
Organism: Nelumbo nucifera (sacred lotus)
Lineage: Eukaryota; Viridiplantae; Streptophyta; Magnoliopsida; Proteales; Nelumbonaceae
Biological process (GO): vesicle-mediated transport
Cellular component (GO): membrane; Golgi apparatus
Molecular function (GO): small GTPase binding
Source: RefSeq, a predicted model, not a curated record
CUUCGUUUUUCUGCCUUUUGUUUUCUAUUUUUCUUUCUUCCCAUUCCUUCAGCAGGACGAAAGGUGAAGUUACGGCACUUUUGAAUCAGUGUUGCAGGGGGUCUGAAAGGGAGUUUAUAUUUUAUUCUUCGUUUCAUGUUUAAAGCCAUCACUCUCCUUUUGAGCAUCGGCCAUGGAUGAAUCUUACACUAGUCUUCCUUCCAGUCAUUUGCUCGGUUCAGUUCCUGCUGUAGUAAGUGAGGAGAAGAAAACAACUAAUUAUGAAGUUCCUGAAGCAAACUUGCAAAUAUUUCCUCCUGCUAUUGGAGCUGAUAGAGGGCAUGGGUAUCAAUCUCUAGGAAGCCUGAAUGGGGGAGACGAACAACAAGCGACAAACAAUUGGAAGGGACUUUUUAGCAUCUCCUCAUAUACACAGUAUUUCAAUGUGGAUGCGGAUAUUGUUGUUGACAGAAUUAUCGGUUCAAUGAAUCCUACCAGUGGAAAUUUUUUUGACAAGAUUGAGGCUAAUCCUGAUCUGAAACUUGGGCUGAAUAGGCUCGCUACAUCCUGUGGAGAGACCCACCUGCAACCAAAAAGAGAACAACAGAAUUCUCAAAUACCAAGUGCAAAAGAACAAGAAAGCAACAAAAGAGAUAGGGAUUCACCACUUGCUAGGCAAAGGAAGCAAAUUUAUGGGCUGAUUUGGAUCUCUGCCACUUUGGUCUUUUUGCUUGCUUCACUUGGUAAUUGUGCAACCUACCUGAUACACAAACAGACUAAUCAUAGCACGUCAUGGAGCUUUGAUGUCAGUUAUGUAAGUGUGGCAGCAUGCACAGUGUAUGGUUAUGUGCUUGUGGUGCCAACAGCAUUUUACUUCUUGCUUCAGUAUCUUGGAAUAAGUGCAAGCCUUGUGCGCUUUUGGUGCAUGUGGGGAUAUUCCCUCUUCAUCUUUAUUCCCACCUCUUUUCUUCUGAUUAUUCCGGUCGAGCUAAUUCGAUGGAUCAUCAUUAUUCUUGUCUCUGUAGCAUCAGCUUGUUUUGUCACCCUAAACCUGAAGUCUUACAUACAGGGAAAUGAUCUUAUGUUGAUGUUGGUGUCAUCAUUUGUUUUGCAAGUUGCUCUAGCACUUUUCAUCAAGAUAUGGUUCUUCCCAUAAGCCUGAGUUGCUCAUCUUCUUGUAAGGGCUAAAGAACAAACUUCAAACAUAUAUUUUAUGUUCUUUCUGGAUAUGAUACUUUCAUGGAUGUGGUCAUACAUCUUUAUUAUUUUUGCCUCUUGAAGUACUUCGAAAGCAAGCUCUGUAACAGGAUGCAUGACUAUUUGGAGAUGGUUGUUCUGUGCAUCUAGGAACCCUCUUGCUUGUUUGCAUUCAAGUGCAGACAUGUAUUUGACAGUGUAAGAGAAGAAAGUUGCACUUUGAAAAAGAUGGGUUAUUAAGAGGAGAUUUCGAUAGAGAAGGAAUUGCACUUCAGUAGAGGAUGGGUGUGUUUGAUAAAGAAUGGUGUUCUAGUGAUGUCUUUCAGGGGGUGUAUUAAUCUGAGUGGGUUAAGCUUUGACAACUUCUAACCUCUAAACUUUUUAAUACUGGGGAAAGAUAAACGAAGUUUGGGGAUAUUGAAGUUGUUUUCGUUUUAAUUUUCCCAUCUAUGUAUAUUAGUUUAUGAGGGAGAAUUCUAUCAUGCUUCAUUUUGUUUCUCACUGAUUUUUGGUGUGCAUUGGAUGUUUUUGAACAAUGGAAUUUAUGUAGAUACUAUUUUCCUUGUACUGUGUUGUGUCAUGGUAGAGCAUUUGAAGAGGGGAUAAGUUUAUAAACUGAUGUUUGGUCUUGUACGUAAA